Doryrhamphus excisus (bluestripe pipefish) is the source of this 1365-nucleotide messenger RNA. NCBI's taxonomy places the organism in Eukaryota, Metazoa, Chordata, Actinopteri, Syngnathiformes, Syngnathidae. The record is from RefSeq and is a predicted model, not a curated record.
GGGGCGGGAAGGAAAGGUUGCAGACAUUUGGGAGAUAAGGAGAGAGACUUUUUUGUCCUGUCGAGGUCUCUCUUGUCACAUCUCAGCCCUCCGGGCUCUGACCUCUGCCUGGAUGACUGCAAACCAACCUGGAGACGCUCACAUGAAGGAGGAGGGAAGAAAAUAUUCCGCCUGUCAACCUGCACCACAAAAGCAAUUUUUUUUUUCAGGAGGAGGAGCUGAGCACAGAGAGGAAAGGAGCAGCGAGAGGAAGGCAAAGGAGAGGAGGUGAGGGAUGGAUGAGAGGAGAGGAAAAGGGGGCUGCAUGGAAAUGUCAUGUUAGAGAAGAGUUAACGGUACAGAAGAGGGAAAGGCCAGUGUCACACUGAAUUAGCAUCAAGAGAGAUGAGUAUGAAUUCCAAUGAGGGGUGGAAAAGUUUCCAAUAGGAUCAACUCCCUGUGAAGUCAUGAGUGCCCAAACCACAGGGAGCCCCAGCACAGAAGUGAUGGUGGUCUCCAAGGAGAUGGCAUUGCUCAGCAACAUACUGGCAGCUUACACCUUCAUCGCAGACCAACCUGAGAGGACAGCGCUGGUGUUUCUGGGCGGCGUGAGCAUCGGUCUUCUUGUCACGCUCUGUGCCAUCGUCUUCCAGAUCCACUGUCGGGCCGACUGUCACUAUGGCAACAGCAAACACCCUCGCCAUCAUCACCACCGCCAUCACCAUCACCACCGUCACAAGCGCCACCAGCACCAUCAUGUUUGUCAGCACCACCAGCUGGUAGACGGUAACCUUGACGACACGGCUGCCGUCACCCCAGUGGGUGGGCAGCCGGGCGGGGACAGCGAAUCCGAGGACUGGGAUGAGGCCACAGAUAUGUCGUCACGGAGACGCAGACGCUUUGAGAGAGCCCUGCUCCAUGCUGGCAUGUUUACAUCGGCUGAGGACUUGGACCGGGCCCAGAGGCUAGAGGAGCGGGAAAGGAUCCUGAGAGAGAUCUGGAUGAAUGGACAACCAGACAUCAGCACGGUCACUCAGAGUCUCAACAGAUAUUACUGACAAGACACAUGCGCACGCGUGCGCACACAUGUACACACGCUGAAGGUUGCAAGAGGAACUUAAAGGACACACAACGUGACAUUCACCCUGGAAUGGACGCCAUGAUCUGUCUGAUGAACCUGCUGUUGUUAACAGUAAGUUGACAUUCCCAAUGCAGUUUAAAAGGUGCUUUUGUAUACACUUUGUUGGGAAUGUGUUGCUGUUAAAAACAUAUGCACAGUCCACUCUUGUUGGUAGCUUAGUAAGCUGGAAAAAAAAACAGGGCGUAAUGCCGACAUGACGGUUUGAUUCUGGUGCUUUUACUGUUGUUGUAUUUUGCAUUCUUUAA